CAGUCCCCCGGUCAAUCGGCUCACCGAUAUCCCAGAAUUCCACCGCCUCUAAAAGCUGCGUGCUGACGUCAUCGCGUCCCUUUUUUCCUCUCUCCGGGUGCAGGGCGGCAGCGGGAGAAGAUGGUUAACGUGCCGAAGACCCGCAGGACAUACUGCAAGAAAUGUCGCAAGCACCAACCACAUAAGGUGACCCAGUACAAGAAAGGAAAGGAUUCGUUAUAUGCACAGGGUAAGAGGCGUUAUGACAGAAAGCAGAGUGGUUACGGAGGACAGACAAAACCUAUUUUUCGUAAAAAGGCCAAGACCACAAAGAAGAUUGUGCUGAGGCUGGAGUGUGUGGACCCCAACUGUCGCUCCAAGAGAAUGCUGGCCAUCAAGAGAUGUAAGCACUUCGAGCUUGGAGGAGACAAGAAGAGAAAGGGCCAAGUCAUCCAGUUCUAAGCUACGUUAUUAGAUUUUUGGAGUUCACUUCACAAUAAAAGUUAUCACAUUU
Messenger RNA from Mobula hypostoma (lesser devil ray), 493 nucleotides. It is a transcript of the gene rpl36a, whose product is annotated as ribosomal protein L36A. Gene Ontology annotation, cellular component: cytosolic large ribosomal subunit; ribosome. Gene Ontology annotation, molecular function: structural constituent of ribosome. Gene Ontology annotation, biological process: translation. The coding region runs from base 121 to 441 and encodes 106 amino acids. The record is from RefSeq and is a predicted model, not a curated record. Lineage: Eukaryota; Metazoa; Chordata; Chondrichthyes; Myliobatiformes; Myliobatidae. The transcript has 5 exons.